Molecule: messenger RNA, 1460 nt
Organism: Pungitius pungitius (ninespine stickleback)
Lineage: Eukaryota; Metazoa; Chordata; Actinopteri; Perciformes; Gasterosteidae
Product: complement C1q subcomponent subunit C-like
Exons: 7
Coding region: 463-1182 (239 amino acids)
Molecular function (GO): protein binding
Source: RefSeq, a predicted model, not a curated record
GGACCAGUCAACCUCCUCGUUGUAUGUGUGUAAAGAAUCAUCAUUUUAAUUCCUCUCUCUCUCUCUCUCUCUCCUUUGGUCGUCCCUCCAGCUCUCAAGAACUUCCCCAAAAUUCAAACUUCAUUACAGGAGCUCUGAAAAUAAUUUCCAGGCGUAGAAGCUGCUGAAUCUUUGGAUUUUAUCGUUGAUUUUCUCCUCCGGUGGCAGAGACUUCAUGCUAGUUCGCUUAGAAAUUAUAGAGCAAGUUUAGUUGUAUCAGCUUCUUGUCUGAUUCUUUCACAUUCUUUCAGUCACCUUUUCUCCCUUCUUGUCUGCUUAUCUUCUAAGUUACUUCCCUUCUGUCCUAUUUACUGUAUUCUCCUCCCCUCAAGUUUACUCCUUCUCUCCUUUCCUGAAUUGCUCUCUUCUUGUUCAAAUCACUUCUCUUUCCCCACUUCCUUCUUACCUGUGAGGUUGGUCACAAUGCUCGCUCGUUGUUGCCUUGUCGUCCUGCUCUCGGCGGCCACGCCCCUGCUGGUGGCUAUGGAGACCUGCCAGGCAGCAGCGAUGCAUGGGAUGCCAGGUAUUCCGGGGCUACCUGGCAGAGACGGCCGUGACGGAGAUAAAGGAGACAAAGGAGAGACAGGAGCGGUUCUGCACGGCGGCCUCGCCCCUCAAAAGGGGGAGAAGGGGGAUACGGGGCAGACGGGGUUUCCCGGCAAACGAGGACAGAGCGGAGAUCCGGGGGAACCCGGGGUGCCGGGGGUCGGGGGCCGUCCGGGGGAACCAGGAGAACCGGGGGUUGUUGGGGUCCAGCAUCAGGCGGCCUUCAGUGUGGCCCGAGGAACCAACGAAUACCCGGAGAAAAGCAGCGUCAUUCGCUUCACCAAAGUCAUCACCAACAUCAACGACGACUACAACACAUUAACGGGGCAUUUCUUGUGUCGGGUCCCCGGGACGUACUACUUUGUGUACCACGCGUCUCUGGAGGACCGGCUGUGUGUGCUGAUGAUGCUCGACCAGACGCUGCUGGCAUCUUUCUGCGAUCAUCGCCGUGUCAGGAGACAGGUGACUUCUGGCAGCCUGGCAGUCUACCUGUCUCAGGGUCAGGAGGUUUGGCUGGAGACCAAAGACUACAGAGGGAUGAGGGGAAAACCCCAAGGUUUCAGCAUCUUCUCCGGCUUCCUGCUGCAUGCUCAUUGACACCACACAGCUUUCUUAUAACAGCAACAAGUCUGAAUUUAUGCACCCUACCCUUACUUCCCAACAAGGAUGAAACCUCAUUUUCAAAUGACUUACACAUUACACAUUUUAUUUUCCUUUGUAUCCAGGUAAUGUUACAUAGUAAUCUAUUGCUGCAACAAAGCCAGAACGAUCACAGGGACAAAUAACUCGAUGUUUCUGUGCGUUUGUUUACAAGAGUAUAAACAGUAAUCCGAUCAUUUGAACCAAAUAAAGACAAAUAAAAACAUAAAAACCUC